Ixodes scapularis (black-legged tick) is the source of this 2231-nucleotide messenger RNA. Its product is annotated as Bardet-Biedl syndrome 7 protein homolog. Gene Ontology annotation, molecular function: protein binding. Bases 71 to 2221 code for a protein of 716 amino acids. The transcript is spliced from 19 exons. Gene Ontology annotation, cellular component: ciliary basal body; BBSome; axoneme. NCBI's taxonomy places the organism in Eukaryota, Metazoa, Arthropoda, Arachnida, Ixodida, Ixodidae. The record is from RefSeq and is a predicted model, not a curated record. Gene Ontology annotation, biological process: intracellular transport; non-motile cilium assembly; intracellular protein localization.
AAGAAGAAAAAAGAGUAUUGUCAAGACCGUAUCGUCUGGAAGCGUGCACAUCAGGCGUCAGACGUUCGAGAUGGAACUGAAUUUAAACCGCGUAGAUUACAUUCAGGUGGACGCCACGUGCAGCAAAGCUGCGAGACUGCUCCCCGCUUCCGAACACAAGGCUUGUCAAAAGGUUGUUGUAGGAAGUCAGUCAGGAGUCCUCCAUUGCUUUGGAAUAUCAAGGGGUCAAGUGGAGACCAUCUUUAAGACGCUUCCUGGAAAGUCCGUCAGUCGGGUCGAACUAGGCGGAGCCGUGGGCAGCAUUCAGGACAAAAUAUUCAUGGCGGCGGGCAACGAAGUAUGUGGUUACACGCGCAAAGGAAAACAGUUCCUCAAGUUUGACACCAACAUCACCGACACCAUACGAUGCAUGAGCGUGUGCGGAAACGAUCUGAUGGUUUGCGGGGAGUAUGUGUACAACCACUACUUCGAGUGCCAGGACAAAAAUUACUUUCUCUCCGGAGGCAGAAUUAACGACAUGAUUGUCCUUCCGGCCGAGAAGCUCAAGACCCUCGUGCCUGUCCUGGCAUGCCAGGACAGGCUUCUCAGAGUUCUCAAGGACUCCCAAUGCCAGCUUGAAAUCGAGGUCUCCGGGCCAGUAACGGCUCUUGCACUGUUCCAGGACGAUGGCGGUGUGACAGGACGAGACGUUUUGUAUGGAACGAGCGACGGCAAAGUAGGGCUUAUUUCAAUCGAAAAGGCAUCUGCAACGCCGGUCUGGGAGCUGGAGGGCAGCAGUGGUGAAGGAAGUGUGACCUGUCUGGGUAACUACGACAUGACCGGUGAUGGCAUCAAGGAUCUCCUGGUUGGCAGGAUCGACGGCCAGAUCGAAGUCUACGCCUACAACGACGUCGAUGAACCGGUGCUGAGGUUCUCUUACAACUGUGGAGAAAGUGUUACCUCAGUUCUGGGUGGUGUCGUCAGCACCGCGAAAUACGACGAGGUCAUUGUCACAACAUUCAGCGGUUGGGUGUUUGGUUUGUCCUCAGAACACGCAGAAAAGCGUCUCGAUCCCAACUACUUGCUCAUCUCUCCGGAAUCAGCGCAAAAGAUACUCAAGCUCAAGGAGGAGGUGGAGCAGUUGGAAGCCAAGGUUGCCAAGGAGAGGGAAAACUACCAGCUGGCCACUUACUCGGACAAGGGCGCGGUGUCGGCCGUGCCCUUCUUCGGCAUCGAGGACUCCUUCGUGCUGAACAGACGGGACGCCUCGUACACGCUCAGCAUCCAGGUGCAGACGGCCAUCGACACCAUCUUGCUGCAGUGCAACGUACCUGUGGACUUACUGGACAGCGACAAGAAUUCCGCCGUUGUCAGCUACACGCCGUGCGAUUCUCAGGAGAGCGGCAACUACCUCCUGGCGACGUUCCGGUGUCAGGCGAACACGUCCCGGCUGGAGGUCAAGCUGCGCACCAUCGAAGGCCAGGCGGGGGUGCUGCGGGCCUACGUGAGCCCCGUGCUGCAGCCCAAGUGCUGCCAGCUGCGCGAGUACCAGCUCAAGCCGCUCUCGCUCCACUGCAGGACGCACACGCCGCACGAAGACAAGCCUCUGAACGUGCUGACACUCCGCGGCACCUUCAGCGUGGGCGAGAUGCACUCUUGGGUUGUGCUGAGUCUUCCCGAGGUUCCCGAGAGGGCGCCGGCCACGGACCCGGCCACGCUGUACUUUGUCUCUACUUUCCUGGGCACCGUCUUGGACUGCGUUUACACGCGCGGCGAAGCCACGUUCAAAUCGGAUAACAUCUCGACCAUUUCCAUCUUGAAGGAUGUGCUCACUAAGGAAGCGACUAGGAAAAAAAUCAGUUUGGAUAUUUCCUGCGACAUCAACGAGGACAGCAUUCUCCACACGCUCAAGCUGAUCGAUCCAAAACUUGAACAUCAACUUCUUCUGGCGAAAAAAGUGCAACUUAUCGACGCUCUCAAGGAUUUGAAAAUGCACGAGGGCAAUGUGGACUUUCUCGCCGACGAGUACAGAGACAUCCUGGAGAACAGCGAAGCGCUCGAGGCGGAAUUCAAGCGCCAACCCUGCCACCUGGAGAGACUCUAUGGAAUGAUAACGGACCUGUUCAUCGAUGUCUACAAGUUCCGAGGCAACAACGUGAAAAGCAAGGUGCCGGCGCUUCUUCAAAUCCUCGACCACUACGACUUUAAAUCACUGGCCGAUUUUUUCACAAAUAAAGUGUGACAACCGACGA